AUGUCCCCAAGUGGUUUAGUGGGCACGGUGGUAAUGAGUUAUGGUGAGACAAGGCUGAUGGAAGGAGUGAGGAGUGAGGAUGUGCAGUUACCUCUGAUGCCUGGGAAGUGUCUGCGGUUGAAUCCGGACGUUCCCGUGUGGGCCUCCAAGCAGCGCAUUCUGUGCACCCUCAACCACAGCCUGAAGGAUGUGCUCAACUACGGGCUCUUCCAGCCAGCCUUCAAUGGCAGAGCAGGGAAGUUCCUGGACGAGGAGCGCCUGCUGCGGGAGUACCCCCUGAAUCCCGACACUCCCGUCCCCUACCUGGAGUUCCGGUACAAGCGGCGUGUGUACACCCAGGCUUUACUGGAUGACAAGCAGUUUGCCAAGCUCCAUACCAAGGCAAACCUGAAGAAGUUCAUGGAAUACGUGCAAAUGCUGAACGCGGAGAAAGUCUGCAGGCUGCUGGAGAAAGGACUGGAUCCCAACUUCCACGACCCGGAUACUGGAGAGUGUCCCCUGACGGCGGCGGCUCAGCUGGAGCUCAGCACUGAGAUGAUCAAAGCCCUGCGGAACGGGGGAGCGCAUCUGGACUUCCGCACGCGGGAGGGAAUGACGGCGCUUCACAAAGCCGUGCGGUGCCGCAACCACGCGGCGCUGCUGACACUGCUGGAUCUGGGGGCCUCCCCAGACUACAAGGACAGCCGGGGGCUGACACCACUGUACCACAGUGCCAUGGUGGGUGGGGAUCCCUACUGCUGUGAGCUGCUGCUGCACGACUACGCUCGGCUGGGCUGCGUGGAUGAGAACGGCUGGCAGGAGAUCCACCAGGCUUGUCGCUACGGCCACGUUCAGCACCUGGAGCAUCUUCUCUUCUACGGCGCUGACAUGACUGCGCAGAACGCCUCAGGAAACACCGCUCUUCACAUCUGUGCUCUCUACAACCAGGAGAGCUGCGCUCGGGUUCUCCUCUUCCGUGGUGCAAGCAAAGAGAUCCGCAACUACAACAGCCAGACAGCCUUCCAGGUGGCCAUAAUUGCAGGAAAUUUUGAGUUGGCUGAAAUCAUCAAAACCCACAAAGAGUCCGAUGUUGUGCCUUUCAGAGAAACUCCCAGCUACACGAAGCGGAGACGGAUCCUCGGUGCCGGCGGCCUCUCCUCCCCUCGAAUUCUGCAACGCUCUGCCAGCGACAACAACUUGAAGGCAGAGAGCCGGGCGUCUUACUCUCCGGUGCCCUCCCUGCGCAGCCUCCCCCCCCAGCUGCUGGCCCAGAUGCAGGAGGCUGCGGUGGGGGUCGGUGGUGGGGAUGGCAGCCUGGCCAGCUCCGGCAGCACCCGCAGCGCCCACAGCCGCUCGCCGUCCCUGCAACGUGUGCAGGAGGAGAAGGAGGUCGACCUGCCCACGCUGCGGAGGAGCAGCCGCGGCAAGGCCAGAUUUCCCUGUUUGUGUUCAGUGCCUUUCACACCUCCACGCACAGCUACGAAUCAUGUGCACAGCUCGUCGUCAGUCAUCCUGAUGGCAUCACGUUGAGGGUCAGACUUUCUGCACUCACAGAUAUUAAGAGCAGCCGUGCGGUGCUCCGCAACGAAGCCCAUCUGACUCGAACAGCUCCGACCGAGUGGUUCUGCAAGGUGCUGAACAAGCUGAGGAGUGAACAGAUUCGCACCCUGCGCGGAUGCUCUUCUUCAAGAGCCACGUAGGGCUCCUGGCAGCCCAUCUGCACCACAGCUCCUGUUUGUGCUGACGGUAAUUCUGCACAGAUAGAGCCUUCAGGGGGUUCCUUGGCUGUCGGAAGGUUGGAAACGGUUGCGAUUACUUUAGUAAUUAAAUCACUUUAGUAAUUAAAGUCAGAGCGUGGUGUGACCGCAUGGUUGUGCUCCCAGGCAGGGCCAGCAUUUUGUGGGGUCAGGGGUCCCAGGUGCCCACGGGUUCCUGUAGAAUUCUUCUGCACCACCAUCUCUCAUCCCUCAAAUACGAAACCUCAGCAUGCAAUCACAGAGCCAUAGAAUGGCCUGGGUUGCAAAGGACCACAAUGAUGGUUACAA
Molecule: messenger RNA, 2024 nt
Organism: Centrocercus urophasianus (Greater sage-grouse)
Lineage: Eukaryota; Metazoa; Chordata; Aves; Galliformes; Phasianidae
Product: SH3 and multiple ankyrin repeat domains protein 3-like
Exons: 11
Coding region: 1-1509 (502 amino acids)
Cellular component (GO): dendritic spine; postsynaptic density; postsynaptic membrane
Molecular function (GO): ionotropic glutamate receptor binding; synaptic receptor adaptor activity
Source: RefSeq, a predicted model, not a curated record